Molecule: messenger RNA, 1077 nt
Organism: Symbiodinium sp. CCMP2592
Lineage: Eukaryota; Dinophyceae; Suessiales; Symbiodiniaceae
Source: the annotation of a GenBank genome assembly
AUGGCGGCUUCGGAGGAAGUGUGGCGGGAGGCCUGGGUCGGCUCGCCUUUCACGGGCAAAGUUGUGAUCCGUCGGGACAUCAAUCGCGUUGAGCACUUAGCCGUGCUCUGCGAGGCUGUCACGACCAGGUAUGGACAGGAGGCGGAAAUCCUAGAUGAUGGGCGCACCAUCUUCGUUUCCUUGGAUGAUGAGAUUGCGUUUGGAGUUGUCCCGCGGCCCAACAUGGCGCCGCUGGCAGUAAAUGUCUGGCGGCUUGCGAGCAAGAGGAAAGCCACAUCCCAGUCCUUCCGCAAGCCGAAGGAGACAAAGGCCAAAGCCACAGAAAGACCGAGCAAGCAGCGCGUGACUGCCGGCGAGGCGGCGCCUCAAAAGGGGGCGAAGUGGCAGGCCAAGAACAAGGCGGAAGCUCCUGCACCUGCGCCGGUGAGCAACGGCAAGGCCCCUUUGCGGAUGCUCGGCCUUGUCCAGAGGCAGAACAAAAAGACGGGUCGCUAUCAAGUGAUCUGCCAGGACAUCUCAGAUGUCUACGGACAGGAUGCUGAAAUAGCAGCAGAGGAGGUGCCGGAUGACCUGAAGCCGGGAGAUCGAGUGUCCUUCACAGUCGAAGAGCCCAAGCACAAUGCUGCCACGAUAUGGGCGCGGAAUGUGAAGGUCCUGGCUGCUCGAGGGGUGAAGCGGCACAGGCCAGUCGCGGCUGGAGAUGGCGAGGAGUUGGAUGGCAUGGACCAGCUGGAGGUGAAGGAGUGCGAUGGCCCAAGCUUGUUCAUGGCAGAGGAGCCAGCGCCACCAGCGGAGGAGGAAGCGCUCCUGGACUUCCAGGGGGGCCUCUACGACGACGACCCGAUCGCGGACUCCAUUGAGUUUCUGCAGGCUGAGCAGUGUCCCGAGACACCCACACCGAAGCCACCUUCCACACCAGAGGAGUGGCAGCUUGCUCAGGCCCGACUCUUCGGCUCUUUGCCCCCGCUCAAACCGAACUGGAUUCGAAUCCGGGCCAAGUCCACCGGCAAGGUCUACUACUACAAUAUGGUCUCGGGCCAUUCGACGCCUGAUGAACCACGACUCAGUGAUCGCUGA